AUGAACGGCAUUACAAGCAACGGCAGCGGGUCCGUAAAUGGACUCGCCAAUGGUCAAGUCAACGGCCAUGUCAACGGACACACAAACGGACUGAUCAACAGCGCCAAUCAUGCCUCUGACUCGGAAGACGAGCUUCCCGUCUUUGACGCAACCGAGCACCCUCAUCGCCGAUACAAUCCUCUCACACGCAGUUGGGUCCUUUGCUCUCCUCACCGUACCAAGCGUCCGUGGCAGGGCCAAGAAGAGAAGCCACAGGGCACUUCACUGCCUGCCUACGAUGAAAAGUGCUACCUCUGUCCCGGCAACACACGAGCAACUGGCGCAAAGAACGACGACUACACCUCCACCUUCUUCUUCGAGAACGACUAUGCUGCCCUCAUCCCACAGGCAGUAGCUGAGGAGAAGAAACAGCACCCCCUUCUCCAAUCGCAACCCGCUCGCGGCCGAUGCUACGUCAUCUGCUUCAAUCCGCAGCACAACCUCACACUCGCACAGCUCAGUACACCGCCCUUCUCACCGGAUCAGCACAUCGUCCCCAUCAUCCAAAGCUGGCAAAGGAUCUACAAGCAGAUCCCUGCUGAGAACCCCUUUGUCAAGUACAUCCAGAUCUUCGAGAACAAGGGCUCUGCUAUGGGCUGCUCGAAUCCUCACCCGCACGGUCAAGUUUGGUCGCUCGAUUACAUCCCAGAAGAACCCAGCAAAGAGCUUGCCUCGCUCCGUGCUUGGUCGCAAGACCCCGCAAACCAGGACCCAAAGAUCAACCUCGGCGUUCAGGAUGACCACGGCCGACCCUCAAUGCUUCUUACCCUUGCCAAGCUCGAGUUGACCACUCCUGGUCAACCUCGUGUUAUCACAGCGAACGAGCACUUUGCUGCCAUUGUACCCUACUGGGCGGUAUGGCCAUUUGAGGUGCUGCUCUUGCCAGCAAAACGUCAAAUUCGCAACGUUCUGCAGAUGACUGAAAUGGAAGUCGUGUCCCUUGCCCGGAUCACCGCCGAGAUCACCUGCAAGCUGGACAACGUCUUCAAAUGCUCCUUCCCUUACUCGAUGGGUAUCCACCAGCAGCCUACACAGAUCUCGACACAGGAGGAGGACGAAUUUGCACAGUUCCACGUUCAUUUUUACCCUCCUUUGCUCCGUUCUGCUUCGGUACGCAAGUUCUUGGUUGGGUUCGAGAUGAUGGCCGAGCCUCAGAGGGAUUUGACUGCCGAACAGGCGGCAAAGAGGAUUCGCGAGUGCGACGACACUCAUUAUCUUGCUACUCUCGAGCAGCAAUAA
Molecule: messenger RNA, 1278 nt
Organism: Ustilago hordei
Lineage: Eukaryota; Fungi; Basidiomycota; Ustilaginomycetes; Ustilaginales; Ustilaginaceae
Product: putative GAL7 - UDP-glucose--hexose-1-phosphate uridylyltransferase
Exons: 1
Coding region: 1-1278 (425 amino acids)
Biological process (GO): beta-D-galactose catabolic process via UDP-galactose, Leloir pathway
Cellular component (GO): cytoplasm
Molecular function (GO): UDP-glucose:hexose-1-phosphate uridylyltransferase activity; zinc ion binding
Source: RefSeq, a predicted model, not a curated record